Molecule: messenger RNA, 1887 nt
Organism: Phalaenopsis equestris
Lineage: Eukaryota; Viridiplantae; Streptophyta; Magnoliopsida; Asparagales; Orchidaceae
Product: ruvB-like protein 1
Exons: 12
Coding region: 204-1571 (455 amino acids)
Biological process (GO): box C/D snoRNP assembly; regulation of transcription by RNA polymerase II; chromatin remodeling
Cellular component (GO): R2TP complex; Swr1 complex; Ino80 complex
Molecular function (GO): ATP binding; DNA helicase activity; ATP hydrolysis activity
Source: RefSeq, a predicted model, not a curated record
GCCCUAAUGCAAAUCACGUUACCGGUAUGGCCAAGGGAAAGAAAAUAUAAUUCAAAAAAAUGUUCUGAUCGGCCUACGACCGGAGGUGAUCAGACCGCGCGCACAUCGCUCGCUGGAAAACCAGACGGUCGACCAAAGCUCUCCCGCGAAUCGAGCAGAGGAAGGGAAGGAAACACCACAGGUCGAGCACUCGAAGCGCUGAAAUGAGGAUCGAAGAAGUCCAAUCCACUACAAAAAAGCAACGCAUAGCCACUCAUACCCACAUCAAGGGCCUUGGUCUUGAUGUGAAUGGACAUGCCAUCGCCAUGGCUGCCGGUUUUGUAGGGCAGGUGACAGCCAGGGAAGCGGCAGGUUUAGUGGUGGACAUGAUCCGACAGAAGAAGAUGGCAGGCCGGGCGCUACUCUUUGCUGGUCCUCCAAGCACUGGAAAGACGGCGCUGGCUCUAGGGAUUGCUCAGGAGCUCGGGACCAAGGUCCCAUUCUGCCCGAUGGUUGGGUCUGAGGUUUACUCAUCAGAGGUUAAGAAGACUGAAGUGCUUAUGGAAAAUUUCAGGAGAGCUAUUGGUUUGCGAAUUAAGGAGAACAAGGAGGUUUACGAAGGAGAGGUGACUGAGCUCUCUCCAGAAGAAACCGAGAAUACUACCGGAGGCUAUGGAAAAAGUAUUAGUCACAUCAUUAUUGGGCUAAAGACUGUCAAAGGAACCAAACAGUUGAAAUUAGAUCCUACCAUUUAUGAUGCUCUAAUAAAAGAAAAGGUUGCUGUAGGUGAUGUGAUAUACAUUGAAGCAAAUAGUGGUGCUGUGAAGAGAGUAGGCAGGUGUGAUGCUUUUGCUACGGAAUUUGAUCUUGAAGCUGAAGAAUACGUUCCGAUUCCCAAAGGGGAAGUGCACAAGAAAAAGGAAAUUGUGCAGGAUGUUACACUACAUGAUCUUGAUGCUGCUAAUGCUCGACCACAAGGAGGUCAGGACAUACUAUCUCUUAUGGGGCAGAUGAUGAAACCUAGAAAAACUGAGAUCACAGAUAAAUUACGACAGGAAAUUAACAAGGUUGUUAAUAGGUACAUUGAUGAAGGCAUUGCAGAGCUUGUGCCUGGGGUAUUAUUCAUUGAUGAGGUUCAUUUGCUUGAUAUGGAAUGCUUUUCUUACCUCAAUCGUGCUUUGGAGAGCUCAAUUUCACCAAUUGUCAUUUUCGCUACCAAUAGAGGAAUAUGCAACGUAAGAGGAACCGAUAUGACUAGUCCGCAUGGCGUACCGGUGGAUCUCCUUGAUCGACUUGUAAUUAUACGCACAGAAACUUAUGGUCCUACUGAGAUAAUUCAGAUUUUGGCUAUCCGCGCGCAGGUUGAAGAGCUGGCUAUUGAUGAAGAGAGUCUGGCUUAUCUCGGAGAGAUUGGACAACAAGCAUCAUUAAGGCAUGCUAUCCAGUUGAUGUCACCAGCUAGCAUUGUGGCCAAAACAAAUGGAAGAGAGAAAAUCUGCAAGGCUGAUAUUGAAGAAGUUGCUGCUCUUUAUCUUGAUGCCAAGUCUUCCGCUAGACUUCUUCAGGAACAGCAGGAGAGAUAUAUUUCCUGAUGUUCCAUUAACUGGUCUUGUUUACAACAAAACCCAAGUAUUGAAGGCAUUGCCAAAAUCAGUCAUUCUCUUCAGCUUUCAGUCUUCAUCUGGUUUGCACUGCUUUAGGUCUUGCUGAAAUUGACAAUCUUUUGAGAAGGAAAUGGAACAGGUUCUGCUGCCAGCGAAAUUUGGGGGUUGGGCUUUGAUGUUGGGAAUGGAAGGAAGUGGAAUACAAAUGAUGAGAUUUUGAUUUGAAGUUAUUCUUUAUGAACUUUGAAGUUGGAACGAGUAUUUAUCGUUUUGGUCAGGUUUUGUUCUAUUAGCUUAAUUAUUG